Molecule: messenger RNA, 1562 nt
Organism: Argentina anserina (silverweed cinquefoil)
Lineage: Eukaryota; Viridiplantae; Streptophyta; Magnoliopsida; Rosales; Rosaceae
Product: NDR1/HIN1-like protein 13
Exons: 4
Coding region: 403-1353 (316 amino acids)
Source: RefSeq, a predicted model, not a curated record
CAAGGUGUGGUGAGUGUCAAGUGGGACUUCGUUAGCUACUCUCAUUGGUUGUUGAAAGGAAAAGGAAAGCUUCACUUCACUUGGUCUCUUGGCUUUGCAGACAUGGGACAGACAGAGACACAAAGAGAGCAGAUAGCUAGUUCUUGAUUAUAGUCCUUUCACUGUGAUAGAGAGUUUGGUACAAAGGAACUUAUUCCAAGCUCCCUCUAGUACAGAACUCAACUUUAGUUCACUAUCUUCUGAAAGCAAUUUCUGGGUGUCUGAGAAUCUCCUGAAAGAUUGAAACUUUGUGGUAUCAGAGAAUCUGCUAAGAACCAAGACCUUUGGUGAAAUUCAACUCUUUGUGCUAGUAUCUUCUUGUUCCUUUCCAACUAUUUUGAGACUCAGUUAUUACAAGCAAUCAUGCUUUCAGCAAAGUCCGAGUCUGAUAUGACUAGCUUAGCUCCAUCAUCACCAUCAAGGUCCCCAAAGGUUCCUGUGUACUAUGUUCAAAGCCCUUCAAGGGACUCACAAGUCUCACAUGAUGGAGACAAGUCCUCCUCAAUGCAGGCCACUCCAAUUUACAAUAAUAGCCCUAUGGAGUCACCCUCCCACCCCUCCUUUGGCCGGCAUUCGAGGAACUCCUCGGCGAGCCGAUUUUCCGGGAUUUUCAGGUCAUCCUCGGGGAGGAAGGGCUGGAGGAAGCAGCACAGGAGCAAUGACAAGGGGUGGCCGGAGUGUAAAGUGAUUAUGGAAGAAGGGGAUUAUGAUGAUCUUGAUAAGGAGUUUUCGAGGCGUAUGCAGAUCUUGAUGGCUCUCUUUGGCUUUGUGGUGUUGUUUACUAUCUUCUGCUUGAUCAUUUGGGGAGCAAGCAAGCCUUUCAAAGCUGAGGUUUUAGUCAAGAGCUUGACAGUUAGCAAUUUCUACGUCGGCGAGGGUACCGACUUUUCAGGGGUUCCAACAAAGAUGCUGACAGUAAAUGGCUCACUAAGAUUCACCGUUCGCAACCCUGCUACAAUUUUUGGUAUUCAUGUUAGCUCCACACCUAUCAAUCUUCUCUAUUCAGACAUUUCUGUUGCAUCUGGUCAGUUAAAGAAAUAUUACCAGCCGAGAAAAAGCUCCCGAACGGUAUCAGUGAUUUUGAAAGGGACAAAGGUUCCUCUGUAUGGUGCCGGAUCAAGUUUGAUGUACUCUUCGACUGGUGCUUUGGCUCCAGUUCCACUGACUCUCAAUUUUGAAAUCAAGUCUCGAGGCUACGUCGUUGGACAUCUAGUGAAAACCAAGCACGUAAAAGCAAUCUCGUGUCCGUUGGUUAUAGAUCCUAAAGUCACCAAACCCCUCAAGUUCAAAAAGAGUUCAUGCACUUAUGACUGAUAUUUAUGUUUAGUAGGACAACUCAAUGAGCAGGAUCAUUGUUCAAGGAAGAACCAUACUUUUGAGAUACCGCAGGACUAGUAGUUUUGAAUUAUAUGCCCGUGUAAUGCAUUUGCAAAUAAAAUGAUGUAAAUAGAGGUUGAACUUGUGUAAAUGUCCGUUACAUGAAAGAUACGGUUUCGUUUCCACAAUAUAUAUUAUAUGGUAAG